ACCAAACUUCGCCACGCCAUGGCGGAGCUACUACUGCAGCCCAGUUACCGCUUCGCCGCCAUUACUAGAAACUCCAUCCUCUUUCUUCUCCUCCUCUUAUUCCUCUUAUGUUCAUCAGUUCUCCCCCGAGUCUCGGCAUUCCCGCUCUCCACCGAAUCGCGGUGGAUCCUCGACGACGCCACCGGCCGGAGAGUGAAGCUCGCCUGCGUAAACUUGGCGUCCCACUUAGAACCCAUGGUGGCCGAGGGACUCAACAGACUUCCCAUCAAUGAAAUCGCUCAGAAGAUCACUUCAAUGGGUUUCAAUUGCGUUCGCCUCACUUGGCCGCUUUACUUGGUCACCAACGCCACUCUGGGUUCCACCACCGUCAGACAAUCUUUCCGGCGACUCCAAUUGGACGAUCCCAUCGCUGGAAUUGAGACUCACAAUCCUUCCAUCAUCGACCUCUCCCUUCUUCAGGCCUUCAAGGAAGUGGUAGGGCGACUUGGGCAAAACGAUGUGAUGGUUGUAUUGGACAAUCACGUCACCAAGCCUGGCUGGUGCUGCAGAGAUUUCGAUGGGAAUGGUUUCUUCGGCGAUGAAUACUUCACCCCUGAUUUAUGGGUCGAGGGUCUUACUCGAAUGGCCGCCAUGUUUAAAGGUUACAGCAACGUGGUUGCGAUGAGCUUGAGAAAUGAGCUUCGUGGCCCUAAAGAGAACUCCAACGACUGGUACAGGUACAUGACAAGAGGAGCUGAAGCAGUUCACUCAGCAAAUGCAGACAUUCUCGUUAUCCUAUCCGGGCUGAACUACGAUGGAGACUUGUCGUUCUUGAACAACCAGCCAGUGAAGUUGACGUUUAGCAAGAAGUUAGUGUUCGAGGUUCACUGGUAUGGGUUCACAGAUGGAGACGGGUGGGCUGAUGGGAACCCGAAUCAGGUCUGUGGGAUUGUGAUCAAUCAUUUGAAGAGAUCGGCCACGUUUUUGUUGGAUCAGAAGUAUCCGUUGUUCGUGAGUGAGUUUGGGAUUGAUCAAACUGGGACGAAUUUGAAUGAUGAACGGUUCAUAAAUUGCUUCCUUGGAUAUGCAGCUGAGCUUGAUUUAGAUUGGGCGAUAUGGACGGUUGUUGGAAGUUACUAUUUAGGGGAAGGAGUAGUAGGGAUGAGUGAGCCUUACGGUUUGUUGAAUUGGGAUUGGGUUGAGAUUAGGAACACAUGGUUCUUGGAGAAACUCUCUGCCCUUCAGGUUCCUUUCCAAGGACCUGGUUUAGCAGAGGCUGAGAUCCACAAGCUGAUCUUCCACCCCUCCACAGGGCUAUGUGUCCUUAGAGGCGAAACAUCUUCCGAUCCCUUAAGGCUAGGAGCUUGCUCGAGAUCCGAUCCCUGGAGCUACUCUGGACAAACUCUAUCACUGCAGGGAAGUACUAACCCUUCCUGUUUAAGUGCUGAUAAGUUAUGGAGACCGGUGCGACUCAAUGGGGACUGCUCGGUGUGGGAGAUGAUCACCGACUCCCAGAUGCACCUCUCGACGAAGCUCAAAGAUGGGACCUCGGGUUGUUUAGAUGUGGACUCAAACAACAAUGUGGUGGCGAAUCCUUGCAAGUGCGUUAGGGUAGAGGAGAGAUGUGACCCCGGAAGCCAAUGGUUCAAGUUGGUGGACAGCACAAGGAGGCCGAACGAUAGAGCGGUGCCAUCUGGGUCCAGGCAACGAUCGAGGAGACGUGGGUUCUCUUCUGGAAGGAGUUUGCUGUGGGAGUUCUUGGGCAUCACUUUGGAUUGAUAGGAAAUUUUUUCACUUGAUGUUAAAAAUAGGGAAGUUCAGGAACUUGGGAACAACGCUCCAACUACUACUAGUCUUUUGUACAGUCUGUAAGUUAUUUCUUUUAGCCAUUACUAAUUCAACACGAAAACAACAACAAAUUUACGUGGUAUUCAUGAUGAUCUGGACUCGUCCACAAGAGUAGUCCACAGGACUAGUCAAUGAGGGC
This is a messenger RNA of Linum tenue, 1966 nucleotides long. NCBI's taxonomy places the organism in Eukaryota, Viridiplantae, Streptophyta, Magnoliopsida, Malpighiales, Linaceae. The record is from the annotation of a GenBank genome assembly.